This is a messenger RNA of Entrophospora candida, 264 nucleotides long. NCBI's taxonomy places the organism in Eukaryota, Fungi, Glomeromycota, Glomeromycetes, Entrophosporales, Entrophosporaceae. The record is from the annotation of a GenBank genome assembly.
AUGUCGAAUCCAGUAAAAGAUGAUAAAAAAUUGUUGUCAACACAAUUAGUGCAUGAUAAAACGGAUAAUGCUGUUGAUGCAACAGUAAAGGAUGGCGAGUGUACUCUGGAACAAUUUAAUAAAAAUGUGACGGUAAAAGAUGAUGAAAAAUUGUUGUCAACACAAUUAGUGCAUGAUAAAAAGGAUAAUGAUGUUGAUGCAACAAUAAAGGAUGGCGAGUGUACUCUGGAACAAUUUAAUGAAAAUUGGUCUGCAAACAACUAG